Messenger RNA from Zea mays, 447 nucleotides. Its product is annotated as brick 1. Lineage: Eukaryota; Viridiplantae; Streptophyta; Magnoliopsida; Poales; Poaceae. The transcript is spliced from 2 exons. The record is from RefSeq and is marked validated. Bases 63 to 317 code for a protein of 84 amino acids. Gene Ontology annotation, molecular function: protein-containing complex binding. Gene Ontology annotation, cellular component: SCAR complex. Gene Ontology annotation, biological process: regulation of actin polymerization or depolymerization; actin filament organization; cell motility.
AGAGGACAGUUUAGUUGGUGCUGGUGCUGGUGGAGGAAGAAGCAGCGCAGCAGGUGGCAGGGAUGGGUCGCGGCGGCGGGAUGGGGAACCCAGUCAACGUGGGCAUCGCGGUGCAGGCGGACUGGGAGAACCGCGAGUUCAUCUCCAACAUCUCCCUCAACGUCCGACGCCUCUUCGACUUCCUCCUCAGAUUCGAAGCUACGACGAAGAGCAAGCUGGCAAGUUUGAACGAGAAGCUGGACAUCCUAGAGCGGAAGCUGGAGGUGCUUGAAGUCCAAGUGGGCAGCGCGACGACCAACCCUUCCGUCUUCAACUAGGAAUCGCGGGUUUAUAUGUAUAAAUAAAUAGAUAAAUGUAGGUAUGAAUGUUGCUUGUACCAACGAAUUCUGGUCGCUAUCAAUCAUGUAAUGUAAUGGAUUUUGUUAUUAUUAUUGUGGUAUGUGUAAA